Molecule: messenger RNA, 1709 nt
Organism: Brienomyrus brachyistius
Lineage: Eukaryota; Metazoa; Chordata; Actinopteri; Osteoglossiformes; Mormyridae
Exons: 3
Coding region: 788-1462 (224 amino acids)
Biological process (GO): sterol biosynthetic process
Cellular component (GO): endoplasmic reticulum
Molecular function (GO): sterol 24-C-methyltransferase activity
Source: RefSeq, a predicted model, not a curated record
UGUCCCGAUUUCUGAGCUUAUUAGUGGCGUAUGUAUAGAGCAUUUAUACGGGGCCAGGUGGGGGACAUAAUAGUUUAAUAAAAUUGUAACGAGGGAACCAUUUGCAGUCGUUUUCCGUAAUUCAUGCUCACUGGUAGUCGUUCCCUCGUUUGCUUUCUCCCAAAGGAAGGUGGGGAUAGUGUAAGAUAAAGCUUGUUGUCUGGCUUCUCUGGUUACUGUAAUUACUGUUAAACGACAAACUGGAAACAGGAAAUGAUUUAUCUAUAUCCUAGGCAGCUCAGGGAACUGGGUUCACUCUAACUGCCAGUGUUUUAACCAAUACAUUAUAUGCAAUAUAACUUAAUUAUUUUGAAGAUGUGUAACUUUGACCUUGACUACUUAUUUUGCCCGGUGUUUGUAAUAUUCAGUCUGCUUGCAGUGAAUUACCCUGGUCAGCUAGAAGUUUUGUAUUGGCAACAAGAGAGACUCCCCUGCAAAGAGCUGUAUGACUCAGUAAGUUAGGCCUCUGCAUCUGUAACCGGAUGGUUGCCGGUUUGAAUCCCAUUUGCAGCAGAAUAAUCACAUCUUUGGGCCCUAGACCAAUUCCCUUCACCUGAAAAAUGCUUCUGGAGAGCUGGAUAAAUGGUUGAUCCUGACAUCAAGUGUAACGCUCACUUCUAUAACAUGUGCAUAUCUUAAAAAGGAGACCAUGAUGGGAUAUACAAGUAUAUAGUGUGUGUUUGUCUGUGUGUGUGUACACAUGCCCAAACACAUACAUUCCAAUGUACCUGUAUUUAUUCUUGUUUAAAUGCAAAAUAUAGCAGAAUUUAUUUGUUGUUUUUGUCUAGUUAUGCUAUUGAGCAAACUCGGUAAACAGCUGGGUCGACCCACUCAGUCUCUGGCUGGCUGGUUCAUAACCAAGACCCUGGUAUGGCACAAUCGGGUUCUGGAGGAAAACGCAGUAAGGCUCUGUGGGAUCCGUCCUGAUGACACGGUCCUGGAGCUGGGGCACGGGCCGGGCCUGGGGCUCGUGGCUGCAGCCCCCCUCCUCUCUGGGCCCAAGGGGAAGCUAAUUGGUGUCGACUACUCAGAGUACAUGCACCAGCUUGCCACCAAGCGGGUGAAGGAGCUCAUUGCAUGCGGCAAGGUGACCCUCCAUCACGGCAGCGUGGCAGCGAUGCCCAUCCCAGACAACAGCGUUGACAAGGUCUACCACUGCAACUGUUACUAUUUCUGGCCCGAUCUGAGAGAGGGAAUCCAGGAGAUACUCAGGGUGAUGAAAUCAGGAGGCCUUAUGGUGACUACUCUGAGACUCCAGCGGUUGGCGUAUGCAGCCUCCAGUGGAGCGAUACCCCCCCAGAACUGGCAGCCUGAGACCUACAUGGAGGCCCUCCGAGCCAGUGGAUUCACGGACGUCCACAUGGAAGAAAUGACCGACAGAGGCAUAAACUUUCAGGCCAUUUUUGCAACAGCUUCAAAGUGAUCGAUGCAAAGUCUAAUUCCCAUUUGUUCAGUGUAGUUUAACAUGAAACUAGUGUUUACGUCAUUGCAACGUUGUUGAAAAUUUAAAAGCACCCAAUUCAACUCGGAACUCUGGUCCCUUUAUGUGAGGUCAUUUAGAAUAAUAAUUUGGUUUAAUUUCUUACCACUUUAAAGUUUUAGUUAAGACUACUGGUUGUGUGUGUUUUUUAAUAAAUAAUAAUAAACAAAUAAAUACAAUGGUGAGUUUU